Biomphalaria glabrata is the source of this 1872-nucleotide messenger RNA. RefSeq lists its product as uncharacterized. The record is from RefSeq and is a predicted model, not a curated record. The transcript has a single exon. Lineage: Eukaryota; Metazoa; Mollusca; Gastropoda; Planorbidae. Bases 1 to 1872 code for a protein of 623 amino acids.
AUGGCAACUUCUAACAGAUAUUUCCCAGUACCACAACCGCUAUUACAAACAGGCAAUAUGGCGGCCAAUUGGAAAAGAUUCAGAAGAGACUGGGAUAACUAUGAAAAGGCCACGAAACUCACUACAGAGACAGAAGAUAUACGUGUAGCAACACUAAUGACCAUAAUUGGAAGUGAGGCAGCAGACGUGUCUGAUUCAUUUGGAAAAGGGCAGGAGACAAAAAUAAAUGAAAUUUUAAAGAGUUUUGAAGAGUUCUAUGUUGGGAGAACCAAUGAAACAUAUGAGAGAUAUGUCUUCAAUACGAGAAGACAAGAGGAGGACGAGAACAUUGACUCGUACAUAACUGCCCUGAAGAAACUGGCAAGCAGCUGCAAUUUUGAUAGACUAGAAGAGAGUCUGAUUAGGGACCGAAUUAUCUUAGGGGUUAGAAGUGAACAAUUGAAGACGAAACUGUUGCAAGACGAUAAACUAACCCUACAGAAAUGCAUAGAUGUGUGUAGGAUAUAUGAAAGAUCACAAAGGCAAAUGAAAGAUAUCAGAGAAGGAAGAAACGAACUUUUGGACAAACCAACGAUUGAAAGAAUCUCAACAUCUAAGUCAGGCCCAAAAUACAGGAAGGAAUAUCAACAGAGUGACAAAGGGCCAAGACAAAGGAAAACAUGUAAAUUUUGCAAGGGCGACCAUGAAUACAUAAAGGAAAAAUGUCCGGCCUGGGGAAAAUCAUGUCACAUUUGUGGAGGCAGGAAUCAUUUCGCCUCAGUCUGCAAAAAGAAAAUAUACAGCAUUACUCAGGCAAAGACACAGAGCAACAUAGACUCAGAUACAGAAGAAGAUGAAGUUACACUCCAAACUGAAUGGGUAAUGGCAAUGAAUGGCCCCAAAAAGCAUAGGAUGACGGCCGUUAUGAUGAUCAACAACCAAAGAGUCAGAUUCCAAGUGGACAGUGCCGCCGACGUCAAUACCAUAAACGAAAAAUAUGUGUGCCCAGACCAGAUAGUACCGACGUUCCAGAGGUUAACUAUGUGGAAUAAGACGGUAAUGGAGCCAAAAGGAAAAGCUACGUUGGUAACCACCAAUCUAAAGACCAAUGAGAAAUUCAAUGUAGAGUAUGUGGUAGUACCAAAUGAUCUAACAUGCCUGCUAGGAUUAUCAACUCUGAGGAAGAUGGAACUCAUUCACAUAAAUGAAGACCGAUUUAUUGCCAAAGUGGAAGCCACAGGAAACAAACAUCGAAACAUUGACGCACUCGGUGACUUGGGCGUGGCUACAUUGAAAAUAGACAAAACAGUGAAGCCCAAAGUCCUACCAUGUAGAAGAAUUCCGAUAGCAUUAAAAGAGAAAGUCAGAGCUGAACUAAACUCAUUAGUUCAACGAGGAAUUCUGGAAAGAAUAACUGAACCCACAGAGUGGGUUAGCCAAAUGGCAUUGGUAGAGAAAUCAGAUGGCAGUAUCAGAAUCUGCAUUGAUCCUCAACCAUUGAACAAGGCACUACUGAGGGAGCAUUACAACCUAACAACACUAGAAGACAUUUUGGCUGAAAUGGGUAACGCCAAGAUAUUUAGCAAAGUCGACAUUCAGGAAGCUUUUUGGCAUAUCAAACUAGACCCGGACUCAUCAGGUCUCACUGCAAUGGCGACCCCAUUCGGUAGAUACAAAUGGAAUAGACUUCCUUUUGGUCUCAAAGUAAGCUCGGAAGUCUUUCAAAGACAUUUGAAUGAUGCGUUGGAGGGACUAACAGGAUGUUUUAACGUGGUGGAUGAUUUAAUGGUAAUUGGAAAGGGGGAUACAGUAGAAGAGGCUCGCAAAAAUCAUGAGGAAAACCUAUCAAAAUUGCUCAAUAGGCUCAAGGAAAAAAAACAUCAGACUAAAUGA